Messenger RNA from Monodelphis domestica (gray short-tailed opossum), 7475 nucleotides. It is a transcript of the gene UPK1A, whose product is annotated as uroplakin 1A. Lineage: Eukaryota; Metazoa; Chordata; Mammalia; Didelphimorphia; Didelphidae. Gene Ontology annotation, cellular component: membrane. The record is from RefSeq and is a predicted model, not a curated record.
UCCUCCAAAUCCAGAAUUAGGACACCACAGUACAGCUUCCUUGGCUGGUAGGUACCUCCCAAAAUGAGAGGAGUUUCAUGCUGAGUCCUGAGUUUGAUGUCCGUGCUGGGCCAUGUCUCUCCUUCCAGAAAAAACUGGCCACCCUGGAACUUCUGUAUUCUUUCUUCUUACCUCAGUAUUCUCCUCUGGAACACAGCUUCCCCAUCAGCCCAGCUCUGGUCAUUGUCAGCCCCAAUCUGCUAGACUUCCUGAUUGGAAACUUUGGAGUCACUUAUUUUUUUAAACCCUUAUCUUCUAUCUUAGAAUCAAUACUAAGGCAGAAAAGUACUAAGGGCCAGGCAAUAGAGAUUAAGUGAUUUUUGCCCAGGGUCACAUAGCUAGGAAGUAUCUGAAGUCAAAUUUGAACCCAGGACCUCCUAUCUCUAGUCUCAGUCACUUUUUAAAGUUUAAUUUUUUAAAAUUAAAUUUUUUAUUUUAUUUAAUUGAUUAAUUAAGAAAAUUUUUCCAUUGUUACAUGAUUCAUGUUCUCUCCCUCCCCUCCUCCCCCCCCCCACCCCCAUAGCCAAUGCACAAUUCCACUGGGUUUUACACGUGUCAUUGACCAAGACCUGUUUCCAUAUUAUUGAUAUUUGCACCAGGGCGAUCAUUUAGAGUCAACAUCCCAAAUCGGCCCAUGUGAUCAGGCAGCUGUUUUUCUCCUGUGUUUCCGCUCCCCCAGUUCUUUCUCUGGAUAUGAAUAGUGUUCUUUCUUGUAAAUCCCUCAGAAUUGUCCUGGAUCGUUGCAUUGCUGCUAGUAGAGAUGUCCAUUACAUUCGAUUGUGCCACAGCGUCAGUCUGUGUACAAUGUUCUGGUUCUGCUCCUUUCACUCUACAUCAAUUCCUGGAGGUUCUUCCAGUUCACAUGGAAUCUGGAGUCACUUUUAACAAUUCCUUCUCUACUGUUGCUCCUCUAGUCAGGCCCUUAUUGCUUAAUGCCUGCGAUCCUAGCCUAUGUGGCCUUCCUGUCUUUAGGUGUAGUAAUUAGAUUCAAAUGUAGAUUCUGACACCUAGUAGUUCUGUGAUGCUCUAUAAAGUGGGAAUAACCAUAUCUAUAUUCCAGGAGUUUUUUGAGUAUCAAAUGGGAUGAUAUAUUUAGAGCAUUUUGUAAAUAGGGAGAACAAGCCCUGGACAUCUGAUUUCACUAAUGCAAAAAAACUCCCUCUACCAAUACAGCUCACUCCCAGCCCUGAAACUUAUAGUCUCAAUAAUAAUAAUAGCUAGCAAUUUAUAGAGUGUCUUGAGGUUUAUAGAACAUUUCUGAAAUCUAAUAUUAUCCUCACAACAACCCUGGGAGAUAGUUGCUACUCUUAUUUGCAUUUUACAAAUGAGGAAACUAGCAGACAAAGGUUACAUAAUUUGCCCAUGAUCCUAUAGCUAGUAAAUAUCUGAGGUCAGGAUUUGAACUCUGGUCUUCUUGAUUCCAAGCUCAACAUUAGCCACUGUGCCACCUAGUAAUAGAUUAUUCUAAUAUAUUAAUAUUGAACAUAUUUUAAUUUAUGAAAUCAAUGAUAUUCUGCCCAAGCUUCAAAGCCCUCCACCAAUUGAAUGACUAUUUCCUAAAGACCUCCUAUUGAAAAAGAAGUCCAAUUGAGAAAACAUAAUCUAUGCCCUCCAAGAAUUUAUAAUCUAGUGGAAAGGAGAGAAGAAGAUUGCAAAUCACCAACUCUUACUUUAUCCAUGCCUCCAGCAAAGGGCCAAAGGACUCAAUCCUAUUGUUGGAUCUUGGCUCCUACUAUUCCUUCCUCCUGGAAUCCCUUCCCUUUCUACUCCAUUGAGUCAAUACCAAACAUUAUGAGUUCCCCUUAUAUAUAAAUGAGCAGAGGAUUUCUUAUCUAAUCUCUACACUUUGGAGAGAAGAAAAAGGAAGCAGGAUCUCUCAUCUGACUGGCUGCUUCCCAUCUACUUGCUUCCAGUGUGACUAUUCUCACACCUGGUCAUAUCAGUCAUUGGAGUGAUUCUGAAUUCCUAUAGGUCAUCACCCCAGCCAUAUUCCCCAUCCACCCCCAACCUGAUUCCUUAUUCCCAUCCCCUUUAACCCUCCUGCUCCCAGUUGUAAGGAAACACCACCCAAUCCUUCCAUUUUGCCCUGUGGAAUGCCUGUUCCCUAAGCAACAAACUUCUCUUUAUCUUUAAUCUUCUUCUCUUUGACUCCACCUGUCUACUAAAUCUACUAUUCUAAUGCUCUCCUGGUGGUACUGUGAGUUGUUCCAACCAUUCUGAGUUCUAGUGUGAACCUAUGCCAAAAAAGUGAUUGAAUUGUGCACAUACUCAGACCAAAUUAUGACACUACUAGAGCAAUAUCCCAAAGAGAUCGAAGAAAGGGGAAAAGUCCCGUGUGCACAAGAAUAGUUAGUCAACAAGCAUUUACUAUGUGCCUGACACUGCUAAGCCCAGAGUAUACAGGAAAAAGCAAAAACAAGAUCCUUGCCUUCAAGGCGCUCACAAUCUAAAGGGGAAGAAAACACAUAAACAACACUUGUCCAUACAAGAGAUAUAGAGGGCAAAUGCAAGGUGACCUGAGAAGGAAGGCCUUACUGGAAAAGCCUCUUUCUGAAGGUGGGAUUGGAGCUGAAUCCUGAAGGAUGGAGGUCAGGAGGCAGGCAGUCUUCUUGUAGCAAAGAACUGAAAACAGAAUGGGUGUUGUAAGAGAGAAAAGACAGGUAGUAGCUUUUGCAAAAGUCUGGUGUAGGACUUUGCAGAGAGAGGGCUGGCACAUGCACUGAACUGAAAGAGAGAUUCCAGAGUAUGAGGAAGAUAUAAAAGGAAGCAGUUAGGGGAAAAUAUUUCUGUGUCUUCAAGGGUUUUGAAGAGACCACUUCCUGCCGUUGGUCAGACCAAGAAGAAGGUUACCUAACUUCCUUUGGAAGCCAUUGGUUCCUGUUUUCUGUGAUCCAGUCAUCGAAUCAUCGAGUGAGAUAUCCUAUCCACCUUGUCUUCACUAUAGUCUAAUUUAGUUCCUGAGAUCCAGUGCCAUAAGGGAUUUUGAACCAACUAAGAAGAACCCUACCAGAGCCCAGUGACCUGUCUGUGAGAGUGAAGGUGCAGCCAUUUUGGCUCAGCCCCAAGAGGGCAAAUUCCUCAGUUACCAACUGAUGAACUAUAACUCGUCAAAUAUUGAAUUUGAGGACCAGUUAGAUUAGGAAGUUAGAUAGGGUUUUUUUUUGAAAGGUCAGAGAGUGUAAUUGAGGCAGUAUCAAGAUCAAGAAGACAACUCCAUGAGAGGUCUGUAGAUUUUGGGAGAUUUCGAGGGGAAAGAGUUAGGGUCACCUUUUCCUUGAUCCUCCAUCCUUUCCUGAGUCAAAGAAAGCAAAUAAACCAAUUUACUGUUUUAUAUCAUCAAAAAACAGUCAGAUUGCAUCAAACCAUCCUACUGCAGGUGAGGACUACCAUCUGGGUUUACAGACUGUUACCAGCUAAAACCGGGUUCAGCACUGAACCUUUUAACACAAAAACCUUUUAACACAAACAAUUUACAUAUUUCAGUUGGCAGAGCCAGCAUAGGCAAGGUUAUAGAAAAUUUGGGUGGAUUUUUAGGCCAAAAAGCCAACUUUUAGCUUUCAAACAAAUCUUGGCCUGUGGGACACUCUGAAGCCUGUCUGGGAGUAGAUUACUGGAACUGUUGAGCGGCCAUUUUUUCAAACUACAAAAAAGAAUGUUGGUGAAAUCUGCUUAAUAACCAGCAGGUGUCAAUCACCUAGACGUUGAAUCCUGAGGAUUUUUUUAAAAGGAACAGUACAGAAUUUCCAAUUCUGAAAAAAAAAAAUUAAUCAAAAGUGAAUACUUUAUAAAGAGGGAAAAUGACAAUACAGGAUAUAUAUAUACAUAUAUAUAUAUAUAUAUAUAUAUAUAUACACAUACAUCAUACUAUUUUAUUGGUUGAAAUACCAGAAAACUGUCAUUUUAUUCUAACUAUGCAAAGGAAUGCAAAGUUAAUGAAUCUCUUCAUAGGGAAAAUGCUAUCCUAUGCACCAGUGAUAGUAUUCCUAGGCUGCUCUGUUUACCAAGCUUAUUGGUUACUUCUUUUUUUUUUUAAACCCUUACCUUCUGUCUUGGAGUCAAUACUGUGUAUUGGCUCCAAGGCAGAAGAGUGGUAAGGGCUAGGCAAUGGGGGUCAAGGGACUUGCUCAGGGUCACACAGCUAGGAAGUGGCUGAGGCCAGAUUUGAACCUAGGACCUCCUGUCUCUAGGACUGGCUCUUAAUCCACUGAGCUACCCAGCUGCCCCCUGGUUACUUCUUAAGGCAAUACAAAUGAUAAAGUCAAGUGGAGGCCUAACCCAAAAGGAAAACGAAUUGAGAACUCCUAAAAUGACCCUAAAGGAAACAGUUGACCAAAUACAGAAUAGCUUGAAACAACAAAGCAGGGAAACUGAGGCAAAUAAAACUCAAAUAACAAACCAAACCAGUAGUGACUCCCAGACAGCAAUAAAGUUAGAACAAGAGAACAAAGAACUAGAUAAUGCUGCAGCCUCACUAUUUCCGCUCAGGGAUGUUUCCUGACACAGGAAUAGUCCACGUGAGAGCUCACAAGCCAUUCACAGCAAGAGAUCUCGAGUCUAUCAAAAAGAACUCCAAGAUUUUUUUUUUUAACCCUUCCCUUCUAUCUUGGAGUCAAUACUGUGUAUUGACUUAUAUUCUUAUAUUCUAGGAGCAUCAGGGUGGCUCAGGGGAUAAAGCACCAGAGCUGGAGUCAGAAGGACCUGCCUUAGACACUUCCUAGCUGGGUGACCCUGGCCUAGUCACUUACUCUUGAUUGUCUAACCCUUGCCCUGCUAUCUCGGACUUGUUUCUAAGACAGGAAGUAAGAGUUUAAAAAAAGAAAAGAAAGUGAUUUGGGCUGUUAUGGGAAAGAUAGAUUGGAAAAAUGGAGAGACUGGAGGCAGGAAGUUCAGGUGGGAGACAACGUGAGCCUGAACUCUGGUGGUCAGCUAUGAGCCGGUACAGAGUUAGAAAUGGCCUAAUCAUUACAGCCAGUUGUCCUUCCCACCUACUAAGCUGCUAACACGCUGGGUCUUUAUGAGGAACUUGACCCCUUCCCCAAGGGCCACCUUCCUCCUAUCUUAUGGCAGUUCACUGAAUUCCCAGGGAUCCUGCCCCAAACUGUACAGACAAGAAUUUCAGGUCUCCGAAAAGUGUGUGGGGAGAAAGAAGGAGAGAAUGGGGCCUCAGCACCCCCAAAGCCCAUGGUUCCUUCUUAACAGACCCUACAAAGAGGUCCAUCUCUUCUCUCCACUUGGCUUCCCUGUCCCUGAAAAAGAUUCUCUUGUUCUGACGUGCUCCCUUGGAAUUUAAACCCUUCAUCUCUCCCCUCUGCACACAGAACCCCCCUUUUCAGCUAACUCCUCACCUGUCCCCAUUGUCUUUGGUACACCAGAAAUUUCAGUUUCCUUAAACCCCUGAGAAAACUCGGGCAUCCUGCACUCUGCCCCAAUCUGCCCAAAGGAAAGGGAAUUCAGGGUGUGGCCACACAUACACACACACUCCUCGGAGUGAUAUAAAAAGCUGCCUUGGGGUCCCAGCAAAGGUUAACCGACAAUCUCCAGGGCCAACAAGAGGUAAGAGAAGAGCAAGGAGCAGGGGGGCAAAUGGGGAGCAGAUUAAGGAUCUGAGUCCUGGGUUAGUGGGGAUAGAAAUAACUGGAUUGGAGGGACCAGGGAGAAGACUGAGCAGCAAAGAUGGAGCUGGGGUCCUUGGAAUUCCACUUGUGUUACAGGGAGUCAUGGCAGGAGAAAAAGGAUCCCCAACUGUGGUGGGCUUACUGGUCCUUGGAAACAUCAUCAUCCUGGUAAAUGGAUCCCAUCCCCUUGACCUUUCCCAGGGUCUUCUCCCAGCAGGUUGGGCUUGGGGCUAUAGUGCAGAAAAAUGAAGUUGUAGCUUGUCAAAGGAGUUGGUUCUGAGAAACAGAGGGGAUAGGUUGGGCCCAGAGGUUAGUGGGGACAUGGUACCUUAAGAGUGAGAAGCAAGGGGUUUGCACUGUCCCUCUGCCCUGCUCCCAUCAGCCCAGACCCUUUUUUUGGCAGGGCUGAAAUCCCUGGCAAGGGAUUUGAGUUCAUGUAAAUGGGGGAACAAGAUUAUUGAGUUAGAUGGGGGAAAUAAAACCAUUUAACUGGUUGCUUUAUCUGCUGUUGAUAUGAGAUCGUGGUCACGCAAAUAUGGGGAGAAUGGGGCUGCUCAAAUAUGGUCUGAACAUAUUAAAAAUAAGGAAGAUAAUGCAAAACGUUUCAGUGGGUAUCAGGAGAGGGAACUAGGAGAUGCUCCAGAGCAUUAAGCCUUGCAGGUAAUAAUUGUUGAAUUGGUUCCAGUUGAAGGGCGCGGAGGAUUGCAAGGGACUGGCAGUGGCAAGGAGACUGUCUGGGUGAAAGAUGCUUGAAGCUGGGCUGAAGGGCCCGAUGGUGGGGAGAGGCUGUGUGUGCCCCACCUUGACUAGUGCCUUGGUCCAGAUGUCAGGCUUGGCCCUGUUUGCGGAGACUGUUUGGGUGACAGCAGAUCAGUACCGGGUCUACCCUCUGCUCGGAGUUUCUGGCAAGGAUGACGUCUUUGCAGGAGCCUGGAUUGCCAUUUUCACCGGCUUCUCCUUUUUUGUGGUUGCCAGCUUUGGUAUCGGAGCAGUACUGUGCCACAGCCGAGGAAUGCUUCUCACGUACCUGCUAUUAAUGCUGAUUGUCUAUGUGUUUGAGUGUGCCUCCAGUAUCACAUCCUAUACCCACAGAGACUACGUGGUGUCAAACCCAGCACUUAUUACCAAGCAGAUGCUGACAUACUACAAUGCCCCAACUAGCCAGGGCCAGGAACUAACUCGUUUCUGGGACCGAGUCAUGAUUGAGCAACAAUGCUGUGGUACCUCAGGGCCCCUAGACUGGGUGAACUUCACAUCAGCCUUCCGAGAGGCCACCCCUGAGGUUGUGUUUCCUUGGCCCCCACUGUGUUGCCGUAGAGAUGCCAACUUCAAUCCUCUCAAUGAGGAUGGAUGUCGGCUUGGCCACCAAGACUACCUCUUCACCAAGGGCUGCUUUGAGCAUAUUGGUCAUGCCAUUGAUAGCUACACAUGGGGGAUCUCUUGGUUUGGAUUCGCCAUUCUUAUGUGGACGCUCCCUGUGAUGCUGUUGGCCAUGUACUAUUAUACGAUACUCUGAGACUCACCCAGAAGUGCAUCCCUCUUCCCCAGAAGUAGUAUUUUCUCUUUGCCUAUCCCUUCCCACUGGGACCACCCAUGCCCCACAGAUGGUUUUGUGGGCUCUUCACUCAGACUCUAGCAUCUUCUGUUUGUUCCCAGUUUUCUUUUCCUUCUUCCCCAAAUAAUUCCCCCUUCCUGCUUCUAUGAUAUUCCCUUUCUUCCUCUAUCUCAGGCAUUCUGGUUCCCAGUAAUGGUUGCAAUCUUUCCUUGCCUACCUGCACAUAUUUUGUGUAAAAUAAAAUUUUUUGGUUUUUGUUUUUCCCA